Messenger RNA from Zerene cesonia (dogface butterfly), 1788 nucleotides. Its product is annotated as cilia- and flagella-associated protein 99-like. Bases 1 to 1788 code for a protein of 595 amino acids. The transcript has a single exon. The record is from RefSeq and is a predicted model, not a curated record. Lineage: Eukaryota; Metazoa; Arthropoda; Insecta; Lepidoptera; Pieridae.
AUGGUAUACUAUUAUACAUCAAGUAAUGUAAAGGUGUUGAGAAAUAUAAUAAUGGACUAUGGAGCAAGUACUGAAGUAUCUCCAUACGAAUACAUGAAAACAUACAUCGAAAAGUGUCCCGAAAAUAUAGAAGAUUCUAAGCUAUCUUGGAUUGCCGAGGCAUUUUUAGGCAUACAAAAACAUGGGGAAUUCUUGAAAGCAAUCGCGGCUUAUAUGUCUGAAGAACUUACGGAAGAAGAUCUAGACUAUUUCAUAAUUAUUUUUCACGCCAUUACAUUUCAAAUUACUCCAACCGAUAUGUCAUAUUUAUACAAGUGUCUCUUCAAUUUAAGUAAACCAUUGUUAAGUACAUUCACGAAUUUUUUGAGCAACAAUGAAGUGUUGACAUACGUAUCACAAGUAGCACAAAGUAGCUAUGACACGAAUUUUAUAACUGACAAAAUAAUCAGCCCUUUAUUUAAUUGGCAGCCAUACAUAAGUGAAAUGGCACAUAAUUACGCAGAAUACUUGAAAAAAAUUGAACGAAGAAAAACAAAGCCAUUAACUGUACCGAUACAGCCGAACGUAUUAAAAAGAAAAGGACAUCAAGAUCACUGCCCGGCUCCUGGUCCAUCUCCAACACCCGAAACACCUCCAAAUUCUUUACAAAAGAAAGGAAAUAGAAUGUUAGCCAAAAAUGUUAUUGAUAAAAAAUUAAAAGCUUUGCAUGAUAAAAAUAAACAAAAAGCUACCCAGCUUUUGAACACGGUAAAAACUAACGAUUUCCACUUUGCCCGAGGGAAAUCUGAGAAAUAUUACCAGAAAAUUUCAAGCAUUAAAAAUGAAUUGGAAACUGAUUUUAAGAAAACAUUACCCGAGACAAAUAAAAAAAUUGUCUUACAAAAUGCUGCGCCACAGAUAAAAGAAACAGUAGCAACUGUUAAAAGGUUAAAUAAAAGGAUCCAACAAACGCAAAACGAAGAAGUCCAAUGGUUACAAGACAUAAUAUCUAAUUGUAGGAACGUGCAUAAAAUCGCACAAUUGCAGGAUUUCGAUCGCCAAGAAAAUGAAAGAGAACGACUACUAGAUAUAGAAAAAAAACACUUAAUGGGUCAAAUUUCAUAUGAGGAAGCGCUUAUUGCAAAAAAGAAAUUAAAAGAUGAAAACAAGAAAAAGUACGAGGACUUUCUCAAAGAAAAACAACUUUGGGAUGAGGAAAUUGAAACGUGGAGGAAACGAGAAAUGGAAAAAAAUCGAAAACAAGUAGAAAAACUUUCACUUCUUGAGUUAAACUUAUUGGAAGCUAAAAAUAACGCAACGUUACGAAAGAAAGAAACGGCAGAAAAACUAAAGAAGGAAAGCGAGGAAAUGAUCGCUAAUGCCAUGAAGGCAAAACAAGAAGAAUUAGAGAGGAAAAUAAACAUGAUAAAAGAAAUUAAGAUUUUGUCAACGAUCGCCAAAAAAGCGAAAGUACCUAAAAUUAUUGAUUUAACUGAAUCGUCUGGUCUGGGUUUGCUCUGUGAAAUGUCUAUAGCCGAAUUACAAGAAAGAUUAAGUUCUAUGAAAAUUUGUUUAAAAGAAGAGCUCGACAAGAAAAGGAAACAGAUAAAAGAUGAAAAAUUAGCCGCAAAAAACGGACUGAUGGAAACAAAAGAAUCCAUAAAGAAAUUUAUGAGUGAACGUGAAGUAGUUCGUAAAGGUAAAAAGAAUUCUAAUCAUCAUGUUACCACUUCAACGUCUAAAGAAAUAAGCGACCUCAAAAGAAUAUUAGAAGAGAAACGCAAAUUACGUAUUCAACUUUCUGCGUAA